This is a messenger RNA of Rhopalosiphum padi (bird cherry-oat aphid), 813 nucleotides long. RefSeq lists its product as uncharacterized. The record is from RefSeq and is a predicted model, not a curated record. The coding region runs from base 1 to 813 and encodes 270 amino acids. The transcript is spliced from 4 exons. Lineage: Eukaryota; Metazoa; Arthropoda; Insecta; Hemiptera; Aphididae.
AUGAUUCUACUUAUUAUGUUUUACUACAGUAUAAUAUUAUUUUGCUUUAAUUUAAAUUAUUGUUUAUCAGAAAAUAUGAGAAGUUAUAAACUAUUAUCAAAUACACCAACAACUAGGUAUUGCCCGCCAGACUUAAAAAAUAUAUACAGAAUUUAUGAAAAACAUCCGGAUCUACCAGAAAUAUCAAUUUGUUGUGCAAGUCGAAUAAGUAAUAGAUUUAUGUUGACUGAGAAAAUUUGCAUAAAAAAAUUUAAUCCACAAUUUAUCAAAGUUCAAAGUUGUAAUAAAAUAAUCAAGUAUCGAGUGCAAGCCUUAUACACACCUCAGUUUGAAAAUGAAAUCAAUGGAGUGUUAUUGAUUGAAAUAAAUGGAAUUCCUAAUACGUUCUUUAAUGAAACAACAAAUUAUUACAACACAUUUUUUAUCGAAAAUAAUAAUUAUCUUUGGGACAAAAAACAAUGCACAAUUUAUGGCACGAAUAUAAAAUCAUCAAAUAGGAUGGCAAUAAAUUACUAUGAAAAAUGGAUAACAAUAUCAAACAAUACUAUUACUAUUAAAAGAAAAUGUCAAGAGUUAGCUAAUGGAAAUAAAUGGUUGUGUCCAAUAAGACAAGAUGUGCAAUUUUGUGAAGAAGAUAUAGGUUGUCCAAUGAUGUGUGACAAUCAAUUAAUUGGAAUUGCCAGUCAAAGAUAUAAUUGGAGGACUUGGGCAAUGAAAAUGGAUUGUGGAAAUUUGGAUGUGGAAUUCAGAUAUUUGUUUUUAAAUUGGGAAUACGUGAAUUGGAUAAAACAAGUCAUUGGGACAAAUCCUUAA